Microbotryum saponariae is the source of this 620-nucleotide messenger RNA. NCBI's taxonomy places the organism in Eukaryota, Fungi, Basidiomycota, Microbotryomycetes, Microbotryales, Microbotryaceae. The record is from the annotation of a GenBank genome assembly.
AUGCUCGGUUUAAAGGCCACCAUGGUCAGUGCAGCGCCCCCACACACCGCAGUUGCACUCUGGUGCUCAACAGCCUGUGUACAUUCCACAGGCCAUCAUCGACAACUCGGGUGCGUUGGUCGCCGAAUGCGUCAACGUGCUCAAGACCAAGACCGGUCACGGCAUGGCUCGGAUAGGUGCGCCCUACUCGCUCUUGUGCCCUGUUCCCCACUGCCUCGCUGACCCACUCUACUCCCCCACCCACCAGGUGACGAAAUCGUCGUCGUCGUCAAACGAGCACGGCCGAUUUCCGCCGCUCUCUCAGCCUCCUCCUCCUCGGCCGCCCAAAAAGUCCGACGUGGAGACGUCCGUCGAGCAGUGGUCGUCAGGACCAAAUACCCUACCCGCAGACCGGACGGGAGGUACGUUCGCUUCGACGACAAUGCCGCCGUGUUGGUCAAUGCCAAGAAGGAGAUGAUUGGGAACAGGAUCGGUGGCGUGGUCGCGGCCGAGUUGAGGAAGGCGGGGUGGGGAAAAAUUGUUUCUCUAGGUCAGUUUGGAUCGGCACUUUGUGGUCGUGUCGGGGCUGAGCGCUGACUUGAUGGUUCGCUCGUAUUGGAACAGCACCCAAGGUUGUUUGA